Molecule: messenger RNA, 1158 nt
Organism: Zasmidium cellare ATCC 36951
Lineage: Eukaryota; Fungi; Ascomycota; Dothideomycetes; Mycosphaerellales; Mycosphaerellaceae
Exons: 1
Coding region: 1-1158 (385 amino acids)
Biological process (GO): positive regulation of Ras protein signal transduction; protein phosphorylation
Molecular function (GO): protein serine/threonine kinase activity
Source: RefSeq, a predicted model, not a curated record
AUGCCAAAGCUCGUCAACCCUCUAGCCAAGCGCAAAUCGGCGGCGUCUCCAUUCUCAAAUGCUCCUCGGAAGAAGCCUGGCUCACGGCAGAAUAGCCUGGCCGAGAAGGAAGAGGCGGAACGAUUGGACGAUAUCGCUUCCAUCCCUUCGCUCGCCAACUCCGAAACGCCUCGAAAUGUAGGUGGACUCAUACGGUAUAUUCAGGACAAUGCGUUUGAAGAUAUACCAGAAAGAGCGGCUGGGAUGAACAGCGAGCAGAUUUCAGGGACCCUCCGCUUCAGAGCAAGAUUGCCCCCCGUGGUCAGCGUCGCACAUCUGCACGCCCUCAGUGCUUCAAGCACCGAUACAGAGCGCGAGCUUUCUCGUCUCACAGCCAUGGGAAAGGUACGAAAGGUCAGCGUGCCGGGGAGAGGAAAAGGUGGAUCAUCUGUCGGAGAGGUAGUGGUUUUGACCGAUGAUUGGAAGCGUCGUGCGCGCGAGGGCGGCGUGGAGGAAGAAGUGGCCAACAAGUAUACCGCUCUGAUGAAUCAGUAUCCAGGUACAGCCACAGUAUCAAUCUCCUCACUUUCGGAUUCAGAAGUCCGAACGCUAGUAGCUGCCGGCUUCUUCACCAAUCCAACAGCCCUAUCAUCCAGUGUUGGCGACCUCUUUGCUCGCCCGACUGGUGUUGGGAGUGGCGACAUAUCCAAAGCUGGCUACUCAGCAGCGACCGGAACUCUGGCAGCAGUGGGCGGGUACGGGGCUAUUCAGCACAGCGGUGGCGGGGGCAGUAUGCUAGCGACGAAAGACACACGCCCCUCGAACCUCAAACGACAGCCCGAGAUGACAUUCAGCCUGCCGAACAUGGGUCCAUACUUGAAACUCCUGACGGAAGCCAGGCUCCAUCUCCUGGGUCUAUUGAAGCAGCUCUCGCCUCGGUACAAGGAGGCAACCAAGGCGGUUUUGCAGGAGAAAUGGAAUGGAAACGUACCAACCGACAGUAUCAGCCAACAGAAGCGAGCGCGCGGCGAAUGGAGCGGUGUUCUGUCUGGCAAGACGAAACGAUGGCGAGACUUUCACGGACUUACUUUCGAGUGGGUGCUCGCGGAAUGUGUUGGCAGCGGCUUGGUUGAGCUUUUUGAUACAGGCAGCGUGGGCAUCGGCGUGCGUGCUACGUAG